Rhodamnia argentea is the source of this 1671-nucleotide messenger RNA. Its product is annotated as heavy metal-associated isoprenylated plant protein 35-like. The record is from RefSeq and is a predicted model, not a curated record. Gene Ontology annotation, molecular function: metal ion binding. NCBI's taxonomy places the organism in Eukaryota, Viridiplantae, Streptophyta, Magnoliopsida, Myrtales, Myrtaceae. Bases 69 to 1415 code for a protein of 448 amino acids. The transcript has 3 exons.
ACAUUCUCUCUCUCUCUCUCUCUCUCUCUCAACUUCUCCAGGGCAGUCUCCUCCAUUGGUGCUCCAGGAUGGCAAACUCAGAAGCGAAGAAAGGCACAAAAGAUGGAGAAGAAGCUUCAGUGACUUUAAACCUUAAGACUUCGGUAUUGAGAGUCUCUAUCCACUGCGAAGGGUGCAAGCGCAAAGUCGAAAAGGUUCUAAAAAAGAUUCAAGGUAUUUACAAGACGGAGAUCGACCUAAAGCAACAAAUGGUCACUGUCACCGGGAACAUAGACGCAGACACUUUGAUCAAGAGACUCGGAAAAAAAGGCAAGAAGGCAGAGCUGUGGCCUCAAAAGCCCCAAGAGCCAGUUAAAGCCAAGAACAAAGAGAGAAAAAGUGACCCAAAUAGUCCUAAAGAGCCCCAAAAAGAGAGAGAGUGUGUGAAAACCGACGCACCAGACCAGGACCAAAGUGCCAAAGUGAACAGCGAAGGCAGUGGCAAAGAGGCUAGUAAAGAAAAAGCAACCCAGGACGGUGAACCAGCAACCGACGGCGCCGGUGCCGAAACGAAAGAAGUGAGGCGGGAGGGGGAGGGGAAUGGGACCGCAUCGGAUGGUGACCGGUCGGCGGCUGAGAAGCAGCCGGUUGUUGGUGAGAGUGAGGGUGGCGAGGAGAAAAGUGGCAGCAAUGGCAUUGCUGGUAAAAAGAAGAAAAAGCAAGGGCAAAACGGGAAGAAUGCGGAAGGAGGAGAGGGUGCACGCUCCGGUGAAGCACCAGCGAGCACUGGAUCAGGAUCCGAGGAACGCAAGAUUCAUGGUCAAGGUCCAAAGCCUAAUGCGGCGGAUUGCAGCCGUCCACGUCAGCAAGCCGGUCAACAUCCGGCUCCGCCACAUUCUAACGAUGGGCCCGCCGGCCCGAGGUCUCAGCACGAGGGGGAGGGUCAAGGUUCAACUGUAGUGUCACCUGAUCAUGCCGCUCCACGUCAUCACGAGCACCGGUACCGGCCGCAACACCAUGCACCUCCGGCGCACGCAGUCAGUCACAACGCCGUGCCUCCUACAAUUGCGGUUAGUUACCACGCUGUGAAUCCUAGCUACACCGUUAGUUACCACACGGGGAACCCAAGCACCUCCUAUGCCGCGUCGCAUUACACCCCAAACCCGCCGCCGCACUCUCAUGCUUACGUGCAUCCGGGCAUGGAGGAGGAACGGCCACCGUACUACUCGAGCGCCCAUCAUCUGCAGCCGGACCACACGGCAAAUCCUAGCACCUCCUAUGCCGCAUCGCAUUACGGCCCAAACCCUUAUGCUUAUGUGCAUCCAGGCACGGAGGAGGAACGCCCGCCGAAUUAUUUGAGCGCCUAUCACUUGCCACCGCCCGAUUCGUUCGAGAUGUUCAGCGACGAGAACCCGAAUGCUUGCUCGAUUAUGUGAUGAGUUGUGCUAAUAAGAAAAACUAUGGAGCUAGUCGAGAUUAUUCGGGAUAGGAGCUUAUACUUCUUGUGUAAGAAUAUAGGAACGUGUUGUAACUUGGUAAUUGUAAGGGGACACGAGGGAGAGACCACUUCAUUUUGAGUUAGGAAAAAUUGUAAGUUGUCUUAGUUUAAGAAAAGUUCUGGUUAGUGAGUCCCUUUGUUCUACCAUGUUUGAUAAUAACUUUUGUGUUAAUCACGACUUAGCUUCCUGGGAA